CUUUAACUUAAUGCACUACUUCAGCAGUGCAUACAAAACGAACAGGCCUGUAGAGUUCGGGGAUUCACUGGUUUACCGUAUCGCAUCGUUCGGUAUCAUAUGACACUUGUGUCGGUACUUAUCAGAAAUAAGCAGAAAGUUUCAUGCGUCAUUAUAUUGUGUACGUGGAGAAGAUAGCAACGAAAAACUUGGAAUAGUUUGUGAAGUUUUUAUAUUUUGUAUCAUUUAUCAUUUCUUGCUUUGAGGAACAUACGAAAGUUGAUACAAAAUUGCUCAUAUAGAUAAGAGCGCGUGAUUUCUACAAAAAUGGGUUCUAAUAGUAGCAAGCAAGAAAAGAAUAAUUGUCCUGAUAGGAAUCCAUUUAAAAAAAUAUCAAAGACAGAUGCAAACUUUGAAUAUAAUUUUCCAAAGUAUAACAGUAAUACUGCAAUGGUCCAAGAUCCACAUAAUUAUUUACACAAGCAUGUCAGUAAACAAUAUGUAUCUAAGAAUUCUUCUAAUCAUUUACCAUAUAAUGAUUUUUCCAAAUCAACUAUCAAGCCAAGUAGUGCUAGUUUAAAUAAACAUUCACAUUCAAUAAUAUGUAAGGAUUGUCAAAGUAGCCACAUAAAUUCAGACUUGGGUAAAUUGAGUGUACACUGUAAACUGUAUAACAAAUCAUCUCAAACUAAUCGCAAAGAUACAGUUGAUGUUCAGUCUAAUGCAAAGAAUAUUCUCCUUCAUACGGGAGAAAACAAUUUUGAAAACAAAACAGUUCGCACUGAAAGUAAGAAAUCUAUAAGUAUGCACCACUCACCAUUAAAAGUACUCACAAAGGAUAAUUUUGCAUUAAUGUGGUUUUCAUGGAAGAAUGAAUUUCUCACAUACAUGAAAUCUGCUGAUCAAGCAGAAAACAAUAAAGAAAAGUGGGGUAUGAUGCUUUUGAAUCGUGUGGGUCCAAUUGGACAAGAAAUAUACAGAACUUUUACUUUUGACAAUGAUUAUUCAAAAGAAGACAUAAAUAUAUUGUUGAACAAAUUUGAUCACUAUUGUGCAUUUGAAAACAGGAAAAAAAGUACUGAUGAAGAUAUAGACAUAUAUGUGAAUAACUUAAAGGUAAUGGCAUUGCAAUAUACAAGCAAUGUAGAUGAGAUAGUGAAGAAAAAAAUUCUGGAAGACAUAGAUAUUGUUAAAUUUACGAAUAAUGCCAAGAGCUUGAUUCCAAAUUUCAUAUUUUCAUCAUACAUAAAAUCUUUAACUGUACAAGAAAUUACAUAUAUUUGGAUGAGAUCUGAGAAUAUAAAUUUUGUGAAAACUGAAAAGAUUGAUGGUAAUUUGGUAAAGAAUUGUGGCAAAUGCAGUUUAACACAUAUAAUAAGUAAAUGUCCCGCUUCUGGUAAACAAUGUAAUAAUUGUGGUAACAUGAACCACCAUCGGAACAGAUGUCCAUUUAACUUUAAAAAUAAUUGCCUAUAUUGUGGAGAAAGUCACUUCCAUCGACAAUGUCCUGCUUAUAUGAAUGAAUGUAGCAAAUGUCAUAGACCAAAUCACUUUUAUUGGAAAUGUCGAAUUGUAAAAAUUUUAAACUGCAAUUAUUGUGGUUUAACACAUAUCACAUCUAGAUCUACAUGUCCUGCAUUAAAUACUGUAUGUGUGAAAUGCUACAAAAGAGGUCAUGUUCCAGGAAAAUGUUGGAAAAAAUAAUGCAAAUUCCAACACAAUUUAAGGGUAUUAUUGUUAUUUAUAUCUUAUUUUUUUAUGUUUUGUUGAAUAUAUUUGUAUAUUCUAUAUUAAUUCAAGACAACA
Harpegnathos saltator (Jerdon's jumping ant) is the source of this 1785-nucleotide messenger RNA. RefSeq lists its product as uncharacterized. Lineage: Eukaryota; Metazoa; Arthropoda; Insecta; Hymenoptera; Formicidae. Gene Ontology annotation, molecular function: zinc ion binding; nucleic acid binding. The coding region runs from base 307 to 1683 and encodes 458 amino acids. The transcript has 3 exons. The record is from RefSeq and is a predicted model, not a curated record.